AUGUCAAAAGAUCAACAACAGGAAGGAUCAGCUCAACCACCAUCGGAUUUUUUCAAAUAUCUUCUCGGAAAAUGGAAACGUAAUUUAGAGUGGAGAGAAUUUGGAGGAAUUUAUCAACACCUAUCGACGAGUAAUACAUUUGUUCAAUAUGAAGAAAAUUCAAAAUAUGAAAGUAGUUAUGUAUCGGAUUUGUCAGCAGCAAAUGCUGGAAAUAGAUAUGCAAGAUUUUCAUUCGGAAAUUCAUUACACGAUUUGAAAUUUGCCUAUGAAAUGAUUUUUAGCAAUACUAGUACAACACCUUCAUCUUCACCUCUAUUUUCCAAGUCUAGUUUGAGUUCUCAACAACCAGAAUGUCAAACAUUCCAGUGGAAAUAUCUAGGAGUUGUGUGUAAGGGUGAAUAUUAUUCAUCACCUGGUGUGGCAACUUUUAACGUUGUUCUGCCAACAGCUUUUGUGACAACCACUUAUAAAAUUGUCGAUCAAAAUACCAUGUCAGUAGUCAUUGUAGAAGUUGACGAAAAACAGCAACCAACCAUUCAGUAUGGUAACAUGUACAGAUUAACUCAAUAA
This is a messenger RNA of Naegleria gruberi, 570 nucleotides long. RefSeq lists its product as uncharacterized. NCBI's taxonomy places the organism in Eukaryota, Heterolobosea, Eutetramitea, Acrasida, Naegleriidae. The record is from RefSeq and is a predicted model, not a curated record. The transcript has 2 exons. Bases 1 to 570 code for a protein of 189 amino acids.